CAUGUGUUUUUAAAUAGUUAUUGCCGUGUAAAGAAAAACGUAGAAAAUGUCGGCGGGAACGAGUGUUUAGCUUGAUUUAUACAGCAAAAAUUGUAACAUUAAACUAAACUUUGUUGAUGGUGUGCUUGUGCGCAUGUAUUUUUGUGGAUGUGUUAAGGGACGUUGUAGUAGCAAGUAAAUGUUUUUAUAGUGAAAGUAUGUAAAAAUAUCGAACAAUUCUUUCUGGAAUAGUAUCAAUGUGCAUAGUGAAGUGAUUAGUGUACAAUUUCAUCCCGAUUUAUUUCAAAAAAUAUCAAUUUUCAACUGAACAUGAAUAAAAUAUCUAUACGUGAUUGUUAGUGUGUCAAUAAUGGCCGACCGAAAAAUUUGAAGAUCAACAUUAUGAAAUAAAUAAAAUAUAAGUUAGUGUGCUUCAUUUGUUCAAUUAGAUCGUUGUUUGAUAGAUUUUCAAGAAAAUGGCAGAGCCAAAUACUCCAAGGAUACCAAAAAUUAUGGUUUUCCGACCGACGUGGGAUGAAUUUAAGGAUUUUUCCAAAUAUAUUCAACACAUGGAGUCGAAAAUGGCACACAAAGCUGGUUUAGCGAAGGUUAUACCCCCUGCUGAGUGGGUACCACGCAAAAAUGGCUACAAAAUCGAGGAUGUAAAUCUAACAAUCCCAGCUCCAAUUUGUCAAGUAGUCACUGGUAAACAAGGACUCUACCAACAAAUUAAUAUACAGAAAAAAUCGAUGACCGUGAAACAAUAUAAAGAACUGGCUGAAUCUGAAAGAUAUGCCACUCCAAAACAUUUUGAUUACGAAGACUUAGAAAGGAAAUAUUGGAAAAAUAUUACUUACGUUGCCCCGAUAUAUGGUGCAGAUGUUUCGGGUAGCUUAACAGAUGAAGAUGUUAAUGAAUGGAAUAUAAACCGAUUGGGAACCAUUUUGGAUUAUGUUAAUGAAGAUUAUGGUAUUUCAAUUGAAGGUGUUAAUACCGCUUACUUAUAUUUCGGCAUGUGGAAAACUACAUUCGCUUGGCACACAGAAGAUAUGGAUCUUUAUUCAAUCAACUAUUUACAUUUCGGAGCACCAAAAACUUGGUAUUCUAUUCCACCGGAACAUGGUAGAAGAUUGGAAAGACUUGCAAACGGAUUUUUUCCAAGUUCGUACAAGACAUGUCAGGCUUUCCUGAGACACAAAAUGACGUUGAUUUCCCCUCAAAUCUUAAAACAGUACUCCAUUCCAUAUAACAAGAUAACUCAAGAAGCUGGUGAAAUAAUGAUAACAUUUCCAUAUGGAUACCAUGCUGGGUUUAACCACGGUUUCAAUUGUGCUGAAUCUACAAAUUUUGCUCAGGAAAGGUGGAUUGAAUACGGGAAACGCGCUUCACAAUGCACCUGCAGCAAAGACAUGGUUAAAAUUUCCAUGGAUACAUUCGUCAAGAGAUUCCAACCGGAUAGGUAUGAAAUGUGGUUGAAAGGUGAAGAUAUCGGUCCGCAUCCAGAAGAACCAGAUAAGAAGGUUCCAGCACCGUUGCCUAUGCCUCAGGAUAUUUUAUGUAACAAAAAUAAUCCUACUUUACCCCAGAGUUAUUUGGAACAUCAGAAAGGAUCGAAGAAAGGAAGAAUGAUGGCCAAUUAUAAUCCUUUCAGUAUGGCGGAUUUCCCUGCUGCAUUACAAUUGGAAUUGAUGGAAGAAGAUAAUCUUGCGUUUGGGUCAGAUGAACUACCACCCGAUGAACAGCAAUUGGAAGCAUUGGAAGAUAUUUGGUUGAAAGCAGGCGAAAUCGAAGCUGAAGAUGCUUCUAUAUGUGACGCCGGGUACAAUGUGAAGAAAGGACGUAGAUUCCAGAAAAAAAUACGUCGUGGUAGAAAAAAGUUGGACGAUCCUUCGUGGGGACCAAAGAAAGAUCCUGAAUAUAGAGCAGAUGAAUUAACAGGACUUUACACUCCUUGUCACAGCAAAGAUAAAAAGGUUUGUGGGAAGAUUGUAAAACCAAUUAACAAUGAACAAAUGGAUACUGACGAUUUAGUGAAAAGUCUCAUUCAACAGGAAACUGAAAUUCUAAUGAAACAAUCGAAAAAACAUAAACAUAAGGACAAGAAAAAAGAAAAAGACCCAGAACAUAAAAAACACAAGAAGCGUAAACAUCGCGAAGAAAAAAGUGAGCAUAAUAAAGAAGCCGAAGGGGCAUCGAUGUCCAAAAACGAAUCAGUUGAAACAAUUCAAAAAGAAAAUCCUGAACAAAAGAAUAUUGAUGAUAUUAUACGAGCAGCUGAAGAAGAACACGAACAAAAACUGCUCAAAGAAGCUCCGAUUCCAAUAAUUGAACAACCAUUAACUCCGACCCCAAAAGUUAAUCAAAUUUCAACAACAAACAGUUUUCUGAAAAGUUAUAGAAGACCAAAGGAAAUGCCAAAGGUGGUUACUAAUAAAAUUGAAACUAUAAGGACUUCAAAAGGUAUUAUAACAGUACUCGAACCGAAAUCUGUGAUACCUAAACCGAUACCAAAGUUGGAACCGACAUUAACAAGUUCUAAUACCCUACAAUCGACGAUGAAACCUUUUGCUCCAGUUUCUCAUAAAUACGAAGUAGCUUUCUUAGAUUUCUUACAAAAACAAACAAAUAAUGCAAUUGCUCCAAAGAAAUCCCCAGCGAAAAGAGGUGAUUUCGAUAGGUACAAUAAACCUAAAGUUUUACAGACAAAUAUUUCCAAAACUAUAUCAUCACUUCCAAAAGACAUUAGAAUAACUUCUACGGUGUCUAGUAAUUCGAUUCCAACAACAAUCCAAUCGAAUACCGUCAAUAAUAAAUUGCAAGGAAACUUAAAUUCCCCACAAAAUAAAUUCACCAAUAGCACCCAUGCUUCUAUAAAUGGGGUACAAACAAAUUCUCUUAACCAACAGUGUCAAGCUCCCCAAUUACCUUCAAACGGCGUUGUACACAACUUAAAUCAAACUCAAUCCGGUUCAAAUAUGCUUGGAACAAUUUUAAAAUCCCCUAUACAAGCAAAGACAGUUGCAAAUAAUCAACAACAGGUGAAAACUACUAUGUCAGUCAAUCAGCAGGUUCUUUCAAAACCGGUAUUGACUAAUAAUGUCGUUAACAGUAAUAUUCAUCCAUUAACUACACCGGUAGCAGUACAACCUGUAAAUAACACUACCGUUAAUGUGAGUACAGAAGAAUCUUGCCAAUCGGAGCCACCUGCUAGUACUCCAGGUCCAGUAUUGCAAACGAUGCAAAAAAUGGAACUACCCGUACUGACUCAACAAAUGCCUCAGUUAUCCGUUCCAGAAUCGUUUACAGAUUAUGAAGACAUGCCUAAAUUGGGAUCCCCGGCCGUAGCAACGAAAGUGAAUCUAUCUGAAUUAGAUCGCAGAGAAGAAGCCGUCAAAGGCUUGCUGGACAUGUAUUCGGUGAAUAUUGAAAAGACGGCAGCGACGCCUGCGUUGGAAAAAGAGGAUUCCCCGCCUAAAAAAUUCAAACCGAAUUUAAUAUGGACAAAUCACAAGUAUUACACAACUUUUAGAUGCGAAACUGUUUAUGAUAAUGCCGAUAGGUUUUAUCCCAUGACUGGGAUUCCCAUACCGUCAGAUAGUAAUAAAAAAGUAGUAGUAGAACCGAUUCCUACGAUAACUAGUAAUAUAACAGCACUGGAAGAAGAAGAAGAAGAAGAAGAAAUUGAAGAUGUAGUCGAGAAAGAAGAAAAAGAGCGAAUUUAUGUGCAAGAAAAUGAUCUCUCGAAUGAAAUAGCAACUGAAAUCGAAAUCCAAUCUUCUGGUAAUACGUAUUCUGAUCAAGAUGGUUCUUCUGAUGAUUCUUCUUCCAGUGAUUGCGAAUCUGAUUGCGAGAAAUGUAAAAAAUUGAAUAGUACCGAGGAAAUAGUACCUUUAAAUACCGACGAAGAUAUUAAAGAAAAUCUAAAAUCCAAACGUGGCGCGCGUCAAAUUAGACGCGUAAAGAAACCGGCUAUUCCAAGAAUAUUUGGUAAAACGAAGGGAAAACGGGGUAACUCCAAAUCAAGAUUGUAUUUAUCGGAGAUUAUUUUCGGCGUAAAGAAAAAGGGUAGGCCGAAAAAGAACGAUCAGAUACGGUAUCAGGUACUAAGGAAUUUAUGUAAAAAAAAAUGUUUACCUUCAAAUAAAAAAAAUUGUAAAGACGGAGAAUUGAGCGAAUAUUUGAUGUACAAAAAAGCUCAUUUCACACCGGCCGAAUGUUACGUGGACACUAAAGAUGUUUUGGAUAAUUUCAGUAAGGACAUUCAGGAUUAUUUGAAAUCCGGUUUGACGUUGUUUAACGUCGGUUCUAUUCCCAUAGAAGAAUGUUCUAAAUUGACAAAUUCGGAAUCUUUUGAACCAAAAGAUGUCGAAAUCGGUCCAAAAAAUAAGCCGAUAAAAGUGAACGAAAAAGUUUGGGCGAAACAUAAAAAUGGAAGAUUCUACCAGGCCAAAGUGAUAGACAUUAAGUGCGAAUCGAACUUGUGCGUUUUUUUCCCGGUAGAUCAGAGUUUUUCCAAAGACGUUAGAUUAAGCGACGUUGUCGGUUUUGAAACUAUGCCGAAUCCAGUUUUGGGUCAAAGAUUGAAAAUCAGAUGGAUAGACGGGCAUUCGUACGACGCCGAUUACAUGGGAAAUGUAGAUAAUUACAUUUUCACUGUUUUAUUCGAAGACGAUUCUAAGUGUCACUUACAACAAGAUAGUAUUUUUGGUAUAACCGAAACCAUACCAAAGCGAAUUUUGUCGAAAUUGUCGUACGCUAGCGAUAUGCAUCACCGGGAACAUCUGUAUGAUUUGGAACGUACUUUGCCUGAUAAAAGGCCUGUUAAACGAAAAGUAUUUGAUAAAAAUGACUAGUUGUAGGUAAUUUUUAAAAUUUUGUUUUGAAGACUGAAUUCCAACUUAGUAAUAUUCGCUUUUUUACAAAAUUCCUUAUUAAUAUGGUGAAAGGAACUUUUUCAAUAAAAAAAAAACUACACUUGUCUUUGUUUCAGAAAGAUUCGAUUUAUUAUAUUCGAUUCUGACCUUGAUAAUAAAUGAUUGUCUUCAUAUAAGUGUGUGUGUGAUAUUUAUUUCAAGUGUAUAUAUAAAGAAAAAUUCUAAUUAGUCAAUUUAGUUUCUUGUAAAAACGAUGAAUUGUAAAAUAGCUUCAAUUAUAUCGAAAGUAUUAAAUUGUUCUCACCGCAA
Molecule: messenger RNA, 5162 nt
Organism: Diorhabda sublineata
Lineage: Eukaryota; Metazoa; Arthropoda; Insecta; Coleoptera; Chrysomelidae
Exons: 15
Coding region: 456-4832 (1458 amino acids)
Biological process (GO): chromatin remodeling
Cellular component (GO): nucleus
Molecular function (GO): histone H3K36 demethylase activity; histone H3K9 demethylase activity
Source: RefSeq, a predicted model, not a curated record